CUGUACUCGGUACUGGUAUCGUUCCUUCAUUAGGUAUUUGUGUUUUCUGGAAUAUGGCGUUAAGGUCGGAUUUCGAGCAUGGGAGAGCAGACUCUUAUCGUUUUGCCACGGUUAUACCAACCGAUGACGAUAAUCGUACAGCCGAUGGACACUUGAAGUCAAAACGCAGGAUGCCACCUAAACCGCAAAAGAAGGAGAAUCUUGACGAUCUCAAACAGGAGUUAGAUAUCGAUUUUCAUAAAAUCACUCCUGAGGAGCUCUAUCAGCGAUUUCAGACGCAUCCAGAGAAUGGUCUAAGUCACGCUAAGGCCAAGGAGAAUCUAGAACGAGAUGGUCCGAAUGCGCUCACACCACCCAAACAAACACCUGAAUGGGUAAAAUUCUGUAAGAAUCUAUUCGGCGGUUUCGCCAUGUUGCUGUGGAUCGGUGCUAUACUCUGCUUCGUGGCCUAUUCCAUUCAGGCCAGUACUAGCGAGGAGCCCUCGGACGAUAACUUGUACUUGGGUAUUGUGCUUUCGGCUGUAGUUAUAGUUACUGGUAUCUUCUCAUACUAUCAGGAAUCGAAAAGUUCAAAGAUUAUGGAAUCGUUCAAAAACAUGGUGCCCCAAUUUGCCACUGUCAUUCGUGAAGGUGAAAAGCUUACCUUACGCGCCGAAGACUUAGUGUUGGGUGAUGUGGUUGAAGUGAAGUUCGGUGAUCGUAUUCCCGCUGAUAUACGUAUCAUUGAGGCGCGCAACUUUAAAGUGGACAACUCAUCAUUGACUGGCGAAUCGGAGCCACAAUCACGUGGUCCUGAGUUCACACACGAAAAUCCAUUGGAAACUAAAAACUUGGCUUUCUUUUCUACCAACGCUGUCGAGGGUACCGCCAAAGGUGUCGUCAUCAGCUGUGGUGAUCAUACUGUGAUGGGUCGUAUUGCUGGCUUGGCUUCUGGUUUGGAUACUGGCGAGACUCCCAUCGCUAAGGAAAUUCACCACUUCAUUCACUUGAUCACCGGUGUCGCUGUGUUCCUGGGUGUGACUUUCUUCGUCAUCGCCUUCAUCUUGGGCUACCAUUGGUUGGAUGCUGUCAUUUUCUUGAUUGGUAUUAUUGUAGCGAACGUGCCUGAAGGUCUGCUAGCCACUGUGACAGUGUGUCUGACACUGACUGCCAAACGUAUGGCAUCGAAGAAUUGCUUGGUAAAGAAUUUGGAAGCUGUCGAAACUCUGGGAUCAACCUCAACCAUUUGCUCCGAUAAGACCGGCACCCUCACCCAAAAUCGUAUGACCGUCGCCCAUAUGUGGUUCGAUAACCAAAUUAUUGAGGCCGAUACAACUGAAGAUCAGUCGGGUGUGCAAUACGAUAGAACCAGCCCUGGCUUCAAGGCGCUCUCUCGCAUUGCUACCCUCUGUAAUCGUGCUGAAUUUAAGGGCGGUCAAGAAGGUGUACCAAUUUUGAAGAAAGAAGUUAGCGGUGAUGCCUCCGAGGCUGCGCUGCUUAAGUGCAUGGAAUUGGCGCUCGGUGAUGUGAUGAAUAUCCGUAAACGUAACCGCAAAAUUGCUGAAAUUCCAUUCAAUUCCACCAAUAAAUACCAAGUCUCCAUCCAUGAAACCGAAGAUCCCAGCGAUCCUCGCUAUUUGCUUGUCAUGAAGGGUGCUCCUGAACGUAUCCUUGAACGCUGCGCGACUAUUUUCAUUAACGGAAAGGAAAAAGUAUUGGAUGAAGAGAUGAAAGAGGCUUUCAAUAAUGCGUAUAUGGAACUUGGUGGUUUGGGUGAGCGUGUGCUCGGUUUCUGCGACUUUAUGCUGCCCUCCGAUAAAUAUCCCACUGGCUUUAAAUUCAACACCGACGACGUGAAUUUCCCCAUUGACAACUUGCGUUUCGUUGGUCUUAUGUCCAUGAUUGAUCCUCCGCGUGCUGCUGUACCCGAUGCCGUCGCUAAAUGCCGUUCAGCUGGUAUUAAGGUUAUUAUGGUGACUGGUGAUCACCCGAUCACUGCCAAAGCUAUAGCCAAAUCGGUGGGUAUCAUUUCGGAGGGCAAUGAAACUGUUGAGGAUAUCGCACAGCGUUUGAAUAUCCCUGUCUCGGAAGUUAACCCACGUGAAGCCAAGGCAGCUGUUGUGCAUGGUGCUGAAUUACGUGAUGUUACACCCGAACAGUUGGAUGAAAUUCUGCGCUAUCACACUGAGAUCGUGUUCGCACGUACCUCGCCUCAGCAAAAGCUGAUUAUUGUAGAGGGUUGCCAACGUAUGGGUGCUAUUGUGGCUGUGACCGGUGACGGUGUAAAUGAUUCUCCGGCGUUGAAGAAGGCUGAUAUUGGUGUUGCUAUGGGUAUAGCCGGCUCUGAUGUGUCCAAGCAGGCUGCUGACAUGAUUUUGCUCGAUGAUAACUUCGCUUCGAUUGUGACUGGUGUUGAAGAGGGUCGACUGAUUUUCGAUAACUUAAAGAAAUCCAUUGCUUACACACUCACCUCUAAUAUUCCCGAAAUUUCACCAUUCUUGGCUUUCAUCCUUUGCGACAUACCACUGCCACUGGGAACCGUUACCAUUUUGUGCAUCGAUUUGGGAACUGACAUGGUGCCUGCGAUUUCCUUGGCUUACGAGAUUGCUGAAGCCGAUAUUAUGAAGCGUCCACCACGUGAUCCAUUCAACGACAAAUUAGUCAAUUCAAGAUUGAUUUCGAUGGCAUAUGGUCAAAUUGGUAUGAUCCAAGCUGCUGCCGGUUUCUUCGUGUAUUUUGUUAUUAUGGCUGAAAAUGGUUUCUUGCCAAUGAAACUGUUCGGCAUCCGUAAGAUGUGGGACUCAAAGGCUGUCAACGAUUUAACCGACUCAUAUGGACAAGAAUGGACUUAUCGCGAUCGUAAGACACUCGAGUACACUUGCCACACUGCUUUCUUCGUAUCAAUUGUGGUCGUACAAUGGGCGGAUUUGAUCAUCUGUAAGACACGACGAAACUCUGUCUUCCAGCAGGGCAUGAGAAAUUGGGCAUUGAACUUUGGUUUGGUGUUUGAGACAGUGUUGGCGGCCUUCCUGUCGUACUGUCCCGGCAUGGACAAGGGUCUGCGCAUGUACCCACUGAAAUUCGUUUGGUGGUUACCAGCCAUUCCAUUUAUGUUGUCUAUUUUCAUCUAUGAUGAAAUUCGUCGAUUCUACUUGCGUCGCAAUCCAGGCGGCUGGUUGGAACAGGAGACGUACUAUUAAGCUGUAUGUUUAUAUACAUAACAACAACAGAAACAACAACAACAAGAAAAUCAACAGCAACACAUUAGCAAGCGCAUUUGCAAAUAUGCCGAGUUUUACGACGACUACAAUAGCAGAAAACAACAACAAAAUCAGAAACAGAAACAACAUGUUUGAAUUUUAUGCAAGAAAUACAAACUAAAACGAGCGCGUCGUGGUCGCACCAGCAGCGAAAAUAGAACAGACAACAGUAAUAACAACGACACCAGCGGCAGUUGUGGCAGCAAGCAACAGACUUUUACGGCAACGCUGCAAGACAGCAAUAAAAAUAAUAUGGCACAUGCAUGCUGCUGCGAAUAUCUAAAGCGACCAC
This is a messenger RNA of Rhagoletis zephyria (snowberry fruit fly), 3531 nucleotides long. RefSeq names its product sodium/potassium-transporting ATPase subunit alpha. The record is from RefSeq and is a predicted model, not a curated record. Gene Ontology annotation, cellular component: plasma membrane. Gene Ontology annotation, biological process: proton transmembrane transport; potassium ion import across plasma membrane; sodium ion export across plasma membrane. NCBI's taxonomy places the organism in Eukaryota, Metazoa, Arthropoda, Insecta, Diptera, Tephritidae. Gene Ontology annotation, molecular function: ATP binding; P-type sodium:potassium-exchanging transporter activity; ATP hydrolysis activity.